Molecule: messenger RNA, 534 nt
Organism: Knipowitschia caucasica
Lineage: Eukaryota; Metazoa; Chordata; Actinopteri; Gobiiformes; Gobiidae
Source: the annotation of a GenBank genome assembly
AUGAAGAGAGGAGUGGGAGAUGCUUGGGGGGAGUUGGAGGCGGGGGGAGUUGGAGGCGGGGGGGGGUUGGAGGCGGGGGGAGGAGGUCUGAAGCAAAGGGAUGCCGCUGCAGGACUCCAGGAGAGGGAGGGAGGCUUCACGUCCAUCCAUCCAUUAGAUAUGGCUAAAGGAGAUGUGAUGAGAGGAGAUGGGAGGGGCCGUGAAGUGGCGGCUCGCUCGGCCCCCCUGGCGGCUCGCUCGGCCCCCCUGGCGGCUCACUCGGCCCCCCUGGCGGCUCGCUCGGCCCCCCUGGCGGCUCGCUCGGCCCCCCUGGCGGCUCACUCGGCCCCCCUGGCGGCUCACUCGGCCCCCCUGGCGGCUCGCUCGGCCCCCCUGGCGGGCUCACUCGGCCCCCCUGGCGGCUCACUCGGCCCCCCUCGCUCCAUCCAUCAUCCAGGCCCCGGUCUGAGCCAGCACCGGUCUCUGGUUCACCUCCAGCUCUGGCAGCAGCCUCCACAGACACUUCUUAGGCCUCUCUGCAUAUUUAAAGAAUAA